Molecule: messenger RNA, 1302 nt
Organism: Salarias fasciatus (jewelled blenny)
Lineage: Eukaryota; Metazoa; Chordata; Actinopteri; Blenniiformes; Blenniidae
Gene: clec3ba
Product: C-type lectin domain family 3, member Ba
Exons: 3
Coding region: 287-889 (200 amino acids)
Biological process (GO): bone mineralization; ossification
Source: RefSeq, a predicted model, not a curated record
GAGUGAUUUACCGUUAACUUUUAAACACGUUGGGAGCUCAAGUCAUGCCUGUCUGAACCCUGUUAAACACCACAGAAGCCUUGUCGCCGCCCGUCUCCCUGCAGCCUGUCCAGAGCUGUUAGACAUCUGUGAAGCAUUUGUUCUCUGAGAUAAGAUUUCCUCAUUUAGCUGCCGUGCCUCUCACUCCGACUCUGUAAAACACAACAGUCUGGGAAGGACUCCGAGCUGCAAGAGCUGCUGCACGGAAAACAGUCUCUCCGCCGUGGACUCGUAGGACUUGACUUUAAUGAAUAUAAUGGAGGUCAGAGGCAUGUGGAUGGCGCUCUGCUUUCUCCUGCUGACACACUGCUCGCUGCAGCAGACCCCCAAGAAGAGGAAUGGCAAGAAAGAUUCCACCACCAAUGCUGCUAUCGAGGAACUGAAGAAACAGGUUCAAGACAUUUUUCAAGAGUUGAAUUUAUUGAAAGAGCAGCAAGCUUUGCAGACAGUUUGCCUGAGAGGCACAAAGGUCCUCGGGAAGUGUUUCCUUGCAGACCCGGUGAAGAAGAGCUUCCAUGCGGCCAGCGACGACUGCAUCGCCAAGGGGGGCACGCUCGGCGCCCCGGUCACCGGGGACGAGAACGACCAGCUCUACAGCUACGUGCGGCAGAGCAUCGGCCCCGAGGAGCACAUCUGGCUGGGCAUCAACGACAUGGUGACCGAGGGCCAGUGGGUGGACCAGUCGGGCGCCGGCGUGCGCUUCAAGAACUGGGAGACGGAGAUCACCCUGCAGCCCGACGGCGGCCGCGCCCAGAACUGCGCCAUCCUCUCCACCACGGCCAACGGCAAGUGGUUCGACGAGAGCUGCAGGGCCGAGAAGGCCUCGGUGUGCGAGUUCAACAUCAUCUGAGAGACUGAUGGUCCCCUGAUAGACACCUGCUGCUUGCUCAAAGGAACGUUCACAGCUUUUUUUUUUACAGCUAUUAGUCAUGCAAUGCAUUGGAAACCUAUAAUGUGCUGCAUCUUUUAAAGCUUUCCAGAUGUUGGUCCAGAGCAGGGAGACCGCUGUGAUACAGUAUGUUGAGAAGCUAUUCAGUCCUACAUUACAGCAAUUUAGAUUCAUCACAGUAAACACUGGACAGCUUAACUUUUUCACUUCUGUCUUAUCCGCUCAUCAGGACAAUAAAAGGUUUUCAUGUUGAGGAACAAUCCUCCUGGGUUUUGUUUGGCAACCUUUUAUUUUCAGACCUAAAUGUAAAGUUAUGCUGCUUAAAACCUCAUUUUAUUAUUAUUAUAUAAUGUGAAUAAACAUGUAUGUCAUCA